ACCCGCCUUUUUUUUCCAGUUAACAACCGCCAAGUCGCCAGCGAACAACGGAAUGGAUGUGGCGCAUUGUCAUUUAGAGGGCAAUGCCGAUGCGGUAGAGUUUUGUCCCCACGAAUCGUAUCGCCAUGUUUUGGCAGCUUCAACUUACACAUUGCAAGAGGGUGAUCAGCCUAGCCGAGCAGGAAGCAUAUCGCUUUUCAGUGUUGAUGCUGACACGGUUCGCCUGGAUUUGUGUCACCGCAUUGAGACGGCAGGAAUCUUUGAUGUAAAGUGGAACCCAGUUGGAGAUUGUAGUGAUCCUCUUCUGGCUGUAGCUGAUGCUGAUGGUUGCUUGAGAGUUCACAGUCUCAGGUGCUCUUCAGAUGAAGAAAAUGGGUUGUCUUUGAGAGAGAUAGCUGAUGAAAAGAUCACUUCUUCCAUGUGCCUUUUCCUGGACUGGAACCCUUCAGCCACAGCUGCCUCUGUGGGGCUUUCGGAUGGUUCUUUAUCAAUAGUUUCUAUUGCGGAAUCCCAACUUGAGACACAAGAAAUAUGGAAAGCUCAUGAUUUUGAGGUUUGGACGACUUGUUUUGACAUCCACCAGCCCCAGUUAGUAUACACCGGCUCAGAUGACUGCAAAUUCAAAUGCUGGGAUUUGCGAGAUGGUCCUUCUAAGUUGGCAUUUCAGAACUCCAAGGUCCAUACAAUGGGAGUUACUUGCAUAGCCAAAGACCCUAAUGACCCCAAUAUCAUGCUUACUGGUAGCUACGAUGAGUAUCUAAGGGUGUGGGAUGUGAGAUCAAUUUCUAAACCAGUCAAUGAAACGUCUACUUGUUUGGGAGGAGGAGUCUGGAGAAUCAAAUACCAUCCAUUCGUAAGCGGUCUAGUCUUGGCUGCUUGUAUGCACAAUGGCUUUUCUAUUGUCAAUAUUACUGGUGGUAAAACUGAAGUCAUUGAAACAUACACCAAGCACAAGUCACUGGCAUAUGGUGCUGAUUGGCAUAGAGAGGAAUCGUUCCAUGAAGGCAAAGGAAAUAUCACUUUAGUAGCUACCUGCUCAUUUUAUGACCGGCUUCUUCGGAUAUGGAUGCCCGAAAGUGAUUUGAAGUUGCACCAAGACAUUGUGCUUUGAUCACAUCUCUAGUUCAAUUGGGAAUCAUGGAUUCUAUUUUGAGGAUUCCGCAUUUGCACUUGGUUAGGUAUGCGUUACUCCUCGAAACUUCAAGUUAUGGUUACGUAAAAGGUUAAACAAUUUAUCAUGCUUACUAUUUUCUAAGCUUGAAGAGCAACACAACCCAUCGGAACACGGGUUUAUGCAGUAAUCACGGUACCAAUGCUCAUCGUUUUUCUAUUAAUUGCUUCAAGUAAUUCUUGUUCUGGAAUUUGGCUAUGUAUUAAACAAUUAACCCAUGAAACAGGGGUCCUGGUUUUACUACUACCUUAACUUCUGUAAACAAAUACAAAUUUGGUCUUGGGUCACCUGGAUUUGGAGUUGACCUUCUAAUGAUCCUAAAGCUGUUGAGCAUUUGGGCAACUU
This is a messenger RNA of Argentina anserina (silverweed cinquefoil), 1516 nucleotides long. RefSeq lists its product as uncharacterized. Gene Ontology annotation, molecular function: protein binding; diphthine methylesterase activity. Gene Ontology annotation, biological process: protein histidyl modification to diphthamide. The record is from RefSeq and is a predicted model, not a curated record. Gene Ontology annotation, cellular component: cytoplasm. Lineage: Eukaryota; Viridiplantae; Streptophyta; Magnoliopsida; Rosales; Rosaceae. The transcript is spliced from 3 exons. Bases 53 to 1111 code for a protein of 352 amino acids.